Messenger RNA from Capronia coronata CBS 617.96, 351 nucleotides. RefSeq lists its product as uncharacterized. NCBI's taxonomy places the organism in Eukaryota, Fungi, Ascomycota, Eurotiomycetes, Chaetothyriales, Herpotrichiellaceae. The coding region runs from base 1 to 351 and encodes 116 amino acids. The transcript has 2 exons. The record is from RefSeq and is a predicted model, not a curated record.
AUGUCUAUUCGACUCGCCCCUGGCCUGGGGCCUCAGUUAAGGCAGGCGUCCAAUCUUUUGCAACCAUCUGCGGUGGGACAGACCUUCAAACGAACGGCCGCUACCACGUUGAUGAGCCUCAAGCGAGAGGAGCUGCUGGAACAAGAAAACUAUGCUAUUCAACGACAAUUGCCGCGCCAAUGGAAGGUUGGAGAUGUCUAUGCUCCCCAUGAUUUGAGUGGUGCCGAAGCUCGGAAAUGGAGGAAGAGACAUCGACCCACGACCGACGCUUUUGACGCCUUAUCGAUCAAUCCCCUCAGUCUAUACAAGGCAGGUACCUCUUUCUCUUUGGUUAUGAUCCCUGGUUGCUAA